UGAAACGGAUUAUUUCAUUGGUUGAUUAAAAUACGAAGCUGACCUGGGUCACAGUAUCGUCUAAUCAAACGGCGUCUUACAACCGGAGCCGAUUGUGUAUCAUGGCUUCAAAAAAAAAAAUUAACGGAAGAGUAAUAAAAAAGAACUGAAUUUUCGCUAUACUUGAUUGGUUUUGGAACAAUUUCCAGCAGUAAGUUGUUUCUUUGAAUUUGUUCUAUCGAUUUAUUGCGGGUUGGUACAAUGACAUGGUUUAAAAUUGUGUUUUUACUCGUAGAAAAUCGCGUAGGGACAGGUUACGCGAUCGUGUCCGACCUAGCAAAAAUACGAUAUUCUAUCCGAAAUAUCGGUUUGUUGUUCAAAAACGGUAUAAGCUAGGGGACAUUUAUGUUAUUGUCAACGUCUAGUGAUGUCAUUUAGCUGCAAUUUGAUAUAUGGCUUUAUAUGAUUUACGUAAAAAUGACUUUGCAAUUUUGACUUAUACUGGACUAGUGACAUUCGGCCGAUUUGGCGAGUUCAACCCCUUGUCUAUAUAUUAUAUAUACAGUAUAUUUUUUUUCUAGAAUUACUUUUUUUACACUAUCCAAACACUGUGCUGGGUCCCUGUGAAUUAAAUUAUACAAAAGGAUAUAUAUGCAUCCCAGAUGAAAGAUCUAAUGCUAGGCCCCGACGAACACCAGUUGUAUUUAAACUUCGUUUUAAUUAUUAAAUUGACAAUGAAGUGUAAUAUUUCUAAAAAUUCUAAUGUAGCGCCCCGAUGAACACCAUCCCAGACAAAGAUGCUCUGGAUACAUGUCGCGAGAACCAAUACACUUUUCUGCAGAGAUAUAUUUUGUGGAAACUAAGCUAUCUAUGGGAUGAAAUAUCAUAAUUUGAAAUUAUAAGUUAAGCGCACAAAUACGAAUUCAGCUGGUGCUAGAAGGCGUGAAUGGUGCUGCACUUUUUAGAACUUUUCAUGAACAGACCCAAUAAAACCGGGUCUUCUAUUAUAUUGGUUGCUUUCUUUGCUUGCAAAGGAACUCCCUUUCAAAUUUGCUGCUGUUGAAGUCUAAUAUGUCAUAACAUUAAGACAAGUCUACGUUCCCGUGAGGUGUUUGACAUUACUGGGAUAGAUAGACAGACAGGAAUUAGUGGUGCGUAACCUAAACGGAGGGGAAACCACUCUAGUCAGCUGAACUCAGUAACGAUGUUUUUCAUUGGGUAAUAUUUGACCGUCAGCCAAUCAAAAUGCCGAUAAGAAAAUCGAUCUUAGCAAAUCCGCGCUAACAUUUGACAGCAUGGCGGACAAGGCAAAACAAUUUGCAGUCGUUCGUUGGUUAAAUGACAAUAAUCUUUUGUCAGUUCACUGUCAGAAGCAUUUCCUUGAACCUAAGAAAGACAUUUAUGUCCAAGGAGACGAGGGUUUUGCCUGCUACCCCGGACAUUCUGGAAAAUGGCAUUUCAGGAUUCUUGCAGUUGGUGGAAAAAAGGAAAUGAAUGCAUGGUUAGAUGAGAACUUCAACACCCUUCAAGUAGAUGUGUCUGACAAGGACAUUCUUACUUCUGCUGCCAGUCAUAAAGAUAUAGUAGAAAGCAAGUCAUCGUCAAAUUCAAAGCAGCUUGCAGAGAAAAUGCUGGAAAGCAAGUCCUCGCCGAAUUCAAAGCAGCUUGCAGAGAAGUUGCUGGAAAGCAAGUCCUCACCGAAUUCAAAGCAGCUUGCAGAGAAGUUGCUGGAAAGCAAGUCCUCACCGAAUUCAAAGCAGCUUGCAGAGAAGUUGCUGGAAAGCAAGUCCUCACCGAAUUCAAAGCAGCUUGCAGAGAAGUGUCUGGCUAAAACAGACACCAAUACUCUGUUAAAAACUGACAAUGACCUUUGUAAAGUUGAUAGCGGCAGUCUUGAAGAUCAAGAAGAAAGCAGUAGAAACACCAAAUUGCGAGGGCCAACUCCAGAUGAUUUUCACAAAGAAUGUGUUUCAAUGAAAGAGUUCAAGGAUUUAAAAGACGAGGUCAGGCGUCUCAAGAGGAGAAUAAAAACGCUUGAAGAUGAACCAGUUGACAAGUCAAGUCGCAAGUCACCAUCAUCUGACAAGUCAAGCUACAAGACACCAUCAUCUGACAAGUCAAGCUACAAUUCAUCAUCUGACAAGUUAGGCUGCAUGUCAUCGUCAUCUGAGACUUCCACAGUUGAAACACCCAGCAACCAAUCCCUGGAUGCAGACACCUUUUAUAAUAAACACUCAAAAUCUGAACUGCAAGAUGCCAUUGCCCAUACAGAUCAAGUUUACUCAGCAGUAAAGACUCUCAUGCUCAUGUUGUUUUCUGAAGCUUACAUUUCUUCCCAUUCCAUUUCUGGAAAAGCGGCAAACACUAAAUUCAAGGCAAAACCGCCCUUUGACACCAGACUUUACAAUAUCAUGAUCAGUCUUGUAAAGGAAAAGUACCCUGCUGUGGCAACAAAAGAAAUAACGGAAAAAGUGCAUUCAGUCCAAAAAUGGUGUCAGAAACACAAUUAAAGUAAAACAUGUGAACUAUGAAACAAAUUGUUAGAACUUUUUUAACUUUAGUUCAGUAUACUUAGUACCCAAGGAUAUGGAGAAAAUGUCAUUAGUCGUUAUUAAUUUGCAUUUUUAGCUAGACCAGUUAAAGAAUAGUCUGAGUUUAUGUACUCACCCAGGCAUUCAGUCACACUUCUUAACAUUAAUUGUUUGCCUACAAGUACUUAUCUUUAAAAGUACUUAAGCUAUUAACCUGGCUAACAUCUCCAGGGUUUCAUAAAACCAUAUCCCGUAACUUGCAUUUUGACAGAAUUAUGUCCUUUUCUGGACAAGAAAAUCAACAUUAAAUCAAUUUAAAACUUCAUACACAUGUUUUUGGUGAAAAUGAAUGCUAAAAUGACUCCAGUUUCAUUAUUCUUUUUUGUAUUGUGACAGAUUUAUAGACCUUUCCUGGUUUUCAAAAACUGUUAUAUAACUUUUAUUGAAAGCAGGGCAAAACCCCAAUCACUCUUCUUUGAAUAGAUGAGCUUUGUUUUACUGACAAUUAUUCUUUUCAUAAUUAUUGUGUAUUUUAUACAAGCUAGUCAAAUUGUACAUGCUCAUUCUAGACCAUUUUGUUUGUUCAUGUAAGGUGCCAA
This is a messenger RNA of Ruditapes philippinarum (Manila clam), 3109 nucleotides long. RefSeq lists its product as uncharacterized. Gene Ontology annotation, molecular function: DNA binding. The record is from RefSeq and is a predicted model, not a curated record. The transcript has 5 exons. The coding region runs from base 1275 to 2489 and encodes 404 amino acids. NCBI's taxonomy places the organism in Eukaryota, Metazoa, Mollusca, Bivalvia, Venerida, Veneridae.